AUGGCAGCAGUGGCGACGCACAGCGCAGUCGCGCCAGACUCUAUGGGUUUCGAGGCAGGUAGCACAGAUGGCCAGGAUGGCAUCCGGACGGUGGACGCGGUGAUGCACUACUAUGACGAUCCGGGAGACGGGUCGCCGCCCAUGCCCGUGAGGAUUGGAGCCAACACGGUCACAAAUGAGCGGCCCAUGGUCGCGGUCCCCAAGACCAUCACGGACAUCAGGGGCCGCGAGGGGGACUACAACCUCGACAACUGCGGCUUCCAGUUUAUCAAGCACGAGACGGCCACGGCCUGCCGGGAGGACGGGUACCACGACGAGGAGAUCAUCAAGACGGAGUACUUUCGCGAGUGCGAGCAGAUCCUGAAGGACGUCACCGGCGCAACGAGGGCGUUUGUCUUUGACCACAGGGUGCGCCGCGGCCCGUCCGACUGGCACAAGCUCGGCGAGAACAACGCGUCGAAGCGCGGGCCGCUGCACAGGGCACACGUCGACCAGUCGUACUUUGGCGCCGAGCUCGCCGUGAGGAGGGACUUCCCCGACGAGGCGGACGAGCUGAUGAAGAAGCGGUGGCAGAUCAUCAACGUCUGGCGCCCGAUCAAGACGAUCCGCAAGGACCCCCUGGCCGUGGCCGACAGCCGGUCCGUGCCGGACGCGGACCUCGUCGCCGCGCGCAUCAUCUACCCGCGGGAGGAGAAGGAGUCGUGGACGAUCCUGCCGGGCGGGUCGCACCGGUGGUACUACCUGCGCGAGCAGCGGCCGGACGAGGUGCUGCUCAUCAAGUGCUUCGACUCGGACGAGGCGGUGGCCCGGCGGGCGCCGCACUCGGCGUUUGUGGACCCGGCGCACGAGGGGGACGAGCCGCGGGAGAGCAUCGAGGCGCGGGCGCUGGUGUUUCACGGGUGA
Molecule: messenger RNA, 903 nt
Organism: Thyridium curvatum
Lineage: Eukaryota; Fungi; Ascomycota; Sordariomycetes; Thyridiales; Thyridiaceae
Exons: 4
Coding region: 1-903 (300 amino acids)
Molecular function (GO): oxidoreductase activity
Source: RefSeq, a predicted model, not a curated record